Molecule: messenger RNA, 1065 nt
Organism: Dermatophagoides farinae (American house dust mite)
Lineage: Eukaryota; Metazoa; Arthropoda; Arachnida; Sarcoptiformes; Pyroglyphidae
Source: RefSeq, a predicted model, not a curated record
UCAUUGCCAUCAUCAUCAUCAUUAUUUUCAUCAUCAACCGAUGAUGAUGAAUUUAUAAUUAAAACAAAACAAUUGUCUAUUAAUGGUCAAGAAUUUAGAUUAACACAAUCAUCAUCAUCAUUGCUAUCUAAUACACAACAACAGCAACAACAAGGAUCAUCAUUAUCGAUUGAAAAUUAUUUUACAAAAAUUAUCGAUAAACUUUAUCUAACAUCGGCUAAAUAUAUGAUUGAUGAACAUUUAAUCAAUCAUGGUAUAACGCAUAUUGUGAAUGCAACACGUACAGUACCGUUGAAACGUAAUUAUCGUACCUGUCGUGUUAAUAUUGUUGAUUCAACAUAUGAAAAUAUUGGUGCACAUUUCGAUUCGGUUGGUGAAUUUAUUCAUAAAGCAUUGGAAAAUGAAGACGGUAUCGUUGCUGUACAUUGUAUUUCGGGCAUUAGUCGUUCAUCUACAUUGGUUAUAGCCUAUCUAAUGAAAUAUAAGAAUAUGUCAUUAAAAGUGGCAUUCGAUUUUGUACGUUCAAAACGUUGGUUUAUACGACCAAAUACCGGAUUCUUUCAACAAUUAAUUGAUUACGAAUUGAAAUUAUAUGGAACGAAUACCGUUAAAAUGAUUUAUCAUGAAACCGGUGGUUAUAUACCAGAUUUUAUUCUUGCAGAGAAUACUAAAUAUAAAUAUUUUUAUCUUUGUAUUAAGAAAUGAAUGAAAAUUGUUUUUCCAUUUAACAACAACAACAAAAAAAACAAAAACAAUUUACCUCAAAAACAAACAAACAAACACCAUCACACACACGCUUGCCAAUUUAAAUUGUCGUCAUUCAUUGUGAUGAUAAUUUAUUUCACAAAUUUCUCUCUUUCUCACACACUUGAAAACCCUUUCAUUUAACCCUUUUUUUACUGGGGUUUUAUUUAUUUAUUUAUUUGAUUUGAUUGAUGCCGAUUCAUUUUCACUUUUUCUUCAUCUCUUGUCUUGCCUUGCACACAGACACACACACACACACACACACACAGUUUGAUAUUAGGAUAAUUAUUGUAUUUUUGAUUGAUUAAUUGUUCAAUUUUG